Drosophila subpulchrella is the source of this 1387-nucleotide messenger RNA. RefSeq names its product opsin Rh3. Gene Ontology annotation, molecular function: G protein-coupled receptor activity. NCBI's taxonomy places the organism in Eukaryota, Metazoa, Arthropoda, Insecta, Diptera, Drosophilidae. The transcript has a single exon. Gene Ontology annotation, biological process: G protein-coupled receptor signaling pathway; visual perception. The record is from RefSeq and is a predicted model, not a curated record. Gene Ontology annotation, cellular component: membrane. Bases 16 to 1170 code for a protein of 384 amino acids.
CCCGAAGACCGGAGCAUGGAGUCCGCUAACGUGUCGUCGAGUCUCUUGUUUGGCAACGUGUCCACCGCGCUGCGGCCGGAGGCGCGGCUGUCCGCCGAAUCGCGUCUGCUGGGCUGGAAUGUUCCGCCGGAGGAGCUGCGUCACAUCCCCGAGCACUGGCUCACGUAUCCGGAGCCGCCCGAGUCGAUGAACUAUCUGCUGGGAACCCUCUAUAUCUUCUUCACAAUGAUGUCGAUGCUGGGCAAUGGACUGGUUAUCUGGGUCUUUUCGGCAGCCAAAUCGCUGCGCACUCCCUCGAAUAUAUUGGUUAUCAAUCUGGCCUUCUGCGACUUUAUGAUGAUGGUCAAGACUCCAAUCUUCAUCUACAACAGCUUUCACCAGGGUUACGCCCUGGGUCAUCUAGGCUGCCAGAUCUUUGGGGUUAUUGGCUCCUAUACGGGCAUUGCUGCCGGCGCCACGAACGCUUUUAUAGCCUACGAUCGAUUCAAUGUGAUCACUCGGCCCAUGGAGGGAAAGAUGACACACGGCAAGGCCAUUGCCAUGAUUAUUUUCAUCUAUAUGUACGCCACCCCCUGGGUGGUGGCCUGCUACACGGAAACCUGGGGUCGUUUUGUGCCCGAGGGUUAUCUGACCUCCUGCACCUUUGACUACCUGACCGAUAACUUCGAUACCCGCCUCUUUGUGGGAUGCAUCUUUUUCUUCAGCUUCGUGUGUCCCACCACAAUGAUCACCUAUUACUAUUCCCAGAUUGUGGGUCAUGUGUUUAGCCACGAGAAGGCUUUGCGGGAUCAGGCCAAGAAGAUGAAUGUGGAAUCACUGCGCUCGAAUGUGGACAAGAGCAAGGAGACGGCUGAAAUCCGGAUAGCCAAGGCGGCCAUCACCAUCUGCUUCCUGUUCUUCUGCUCCUGGACGCCAUAUGGGGUGAUGUCGCUCAUCGGCGCUUUUGGGGAUAAGACCCUGCUGACGCCCGGCGCCACCAUGAUCCCCGCCUGCGCCUGCAAAAUGGUGGCCUGCAUCGAUCCCUUUGUGUACGCCAUCAGUCAUCCCAGAUACCGCAUGGAGCUGCAGAAGCGAUGCCCCUGGCUGGCGCUAAACGAGAAGGCGCCGGAAUCGUCGGCUGUGGCCUCCACCAGCACCACCCAGGAACCGCAGCAGACCACGGCCGCCUAGUGCCAAAUAUCCCAGAACAGCCCAACCAGAAAAUGCUGACAACGAUGAUGAACUGAAACGGCAACGAACUCGUAAUACAAAAUGCCAAGGAAAAAUUGUAUAAAUAUUUCGCGGACUUUAAGCAACGGUGCAAGAAGUAAAAAAGUGUUUUAACAUUAUAUUUUGUAGUCACUUUUGUGUUUAUGAAAGAAAUAUAGUCAAAUUACUGCAAACUAAA